AUGAGUCCAUCAACACCAUCUCUUCCACCACUACAAGUGUUGAUGGACCUUGAGAAUGAGAACAAUGGUAGAGAAAACAGAAAACUGUGGGUGCUGAAUCCUCCAGAGCCACCAUGCAUGCUGCAUCGAGCCGUGGACAAUAUCAAGGACAGCGUCUUACAUUGUCCGAAUCCGAACAGAUUCUUUUCUCUCAAACAUGAACCUUUGGAUAAAACAGUGUUACCUUUGUUGCAUGGUUUGUUUCCCAUUCUUAAGUCAUUAAAAAACUAUGAUGCUCAUAAGUUCAAGUGUGAUGUAUUGGCGGGUUUAAUCCUCGCAAUCUUCGCUAUUCCUCAGGCUAUGGGAAAUGCGAGUUUGGCUAAGAUGAGUCCUGAAUAUGGCCUAUAUACAAGUAUUGUUCCACCUCUUAUUUAUGCAUUGCUGGCGAGUUCGAGGGAGAUAGUAAUAGGACCUGUAACUGUGGAUUCAUUGCUACUUUCUUCAAUGAUUCAAACAUUGAAAGAUCCUAUAAAUGAUUCCAUUGCUUAUACUCAACUUGUUUUGACUGCAACUUUUUUUACUGGUGUAUUCCAAGUUGCAUUUGGAUUCCUCAGAUUUGGUUUUCUGGUGGAUUAUCUUUCUCAUGCCACGAUAAUCGGGUUCUUGGCAGCCGUAGCCAUAGGCAUUGUAUUACAACAAUUGAAAGCACUAUUUGGAAUCACUAACUUUACCAACAAGGCUGAUUUAAUCUCCGUGAUUAAAUCUCUUUGGUCAUCUUACAAAAACCACUCAGAAUGGCAUCCUUACAAUUUUAUUAUUGGAUUCUCAUUUUUUUCUUUCAUCAUAUUUGCUAGAAUCCUGGGGAAAAGGAAAAAGAAAUUCUUGUGGUUAUCACACAUGGCUCCUCUUGUUUCAUUCAUUAUAUCAACUGUUAUAGCAUAUAGAGUGAAUGUUCAUCAUCUCAAACUCGAAGACUAUAAAAUCGAAGUUUUAGGACCAAUCAAAGGAGGUAGUUUGAAUCCAAGUUCACUCAAUCAAUUACAACUUGAUGGUAAUGGUAAAUAUUUGGGUCCAUUGAUCAAAAUAGCAUUGACAGUUGCGAUUAUUUCAACCACGGAAUCUGUGGCUGUUGGAAGAAUAUAUGCAUCACUAAGAGGUUACAAUAUUGAUCCAAACCGAGAAGUUCUAUCCUUAGGGAUAAUGAACAUUUUUGGAUCAUUCACUUCUUGCUAUGUUGCAUCAGGUUCUAUUGCUCGUACGGCUGUAAAUUAUAACGCUGGCUCGCAAACAAUGGUAUCGAGUAUAGUGAUGGCAGUAACAGUGUUAACGUCGCUUAAAUUUUUGACAAAACUGUUAUAUUUCACUCCGAAAGCAAUGCUAGCAGCAAUAAUUCUUUCAGCUGUACCAGGACUUAUUGAUUAUAAAAAAGCAUACGAAAUUUGGAAAGUUGAUAAAUUCGAUUUUCUUGCAUGUGCUGGAGCAUUCCUUGGAGUGUUGUUUUCGUCUGUGGAAAUAGGCCUUGCAAUUGGGGUCAUGAUAUCAUUUGCGAAGAUAAUUUUGAUAUCGAUUCAACCUGGUGUAGCGGUUAUUGGAAGGUUUCCGGGAACCGAUGCAUUUGGCGACGUGGAACAAUAUCCAAUGGCGAUUAACAUGUCCGGAGUUUUGGUUGUUAGCAUAAAAUCUGCAUGGCUUUGUUUUGCAAAUGCAAGUCCUAUAAGGGAAAGGAUUGAGAGAUGGGUGAUUGAAGAAAAAGGCGAAAAUGGUAAAGGAGAAAGCACCAUCAAAGUUGUUAUUAUUGAUACAUCAAGUCUUGUGAGUAUUGACACAGCAGGAAUAGCUUCUCUGGUGGAGCUGAAUAAUAAUCUUAGGUCGUAUGGAGUCAUGUUAUCCAUUGCUAACCCAAGGUGGCAAGUGAUUCACAAACUAAGAUUGGCUAACUUUGUAGCUGAAAUUGGAGGAAGGGUUUUUCUGUCUGUGGGAGAAGCUAUUGAUGCAAUACUUAGUGCUAAAAUGGCUAACGUAUAA
Molecule: messenger RNA, 2004 nt
Organism: Vicia faba (fava bean)
Lineage: Eukaryota; Viridiplantae; Streptophyta; Magnoliopsida; Fabales; Fabaceae
Source: the annotation of a GenBank genome assembly